AUGUCGUAUCAAGGCCAUUGCAAUUGCGAGAGUAUUCGCGUCACUCUUCCCUCACAACCUCCGAGCUCAACUGUUUGCCAUUGCGAUUGUUGCAAGCGAGCAGGCGGUGGUCCAUUCUCUAUCAACUACUUUGUCGAUGAGGAUGAAUUAACCGUCGACGACCCGAAUACGAAGUUGAAGAUACACGAGGACAAGAAGUCUGUCAGUGGUAAUGCUGUGAAGCGUCAUUUCUGUUCCAGCUGUGGCAGCCCAGUGUACACCAGAACCCCCAAGGCCCCUGGAAAAGUCUUCCUGAAAGCUGUCUUGUUUGACACUAUCUCCCCUCCUACAGCUGAGAUCUUUACCAAUAAACAGUACCAGUGGGUAACUCUUGAGCAGGGAGAAAAGCAAGUAUGA
Molecule: messenger RNA, 396 nt
Organism: Penicillium samsonianum
Lineage: Eukaryota; Fungi; Ascomycota; Eurotiomycetes; Eurotiales; Aspergillaceae
Product: GFA family protein
Exons: 5
Coding region: 1-396 (131 amino acids)
Molecular function (GO): carbon-sulfur lyase activity
Source: RefSeq, a predicted model, not a curated record